CAGUGAUCGGUUGAAAGAGAACUUUGUCCGACACUACACAUCAUCCACAGUCUUGUAAGCUUAACUGCUGCCUAAGUAUGUUGAGACAAGAUACAAAUUGAGGUGGGGAGAUUUACUAGCUACCUAGUGCUUCACACCUUGAUUAGUAUUUGGUCAUGAAGUGUUGGUCGUCGUAAUAAAGUUUAAAGGUUGGAAGGAUCCAUGGAAGAAAAGGGAAACUUUUCUGAUGGACUACCUGAGGUGAAUAGCUCAGAUCAUGGGAUGAAAGAUGGAGGGGGUUCAGAUGAGCCUAAAACGAGUGGAAGCAGCUCAAGCAACAGCAUGGCUGAGGAGAGUACUGGGAAAAAGUUGAGCUCAAGUGCUACUGGGGUUAGACAGUAUGUACGAUCUAAGAUGCCACGGUUAAGGUGGACUCCGGAUCUUCAUCGUUGCUUUGUUCAAGCUGUUGAGAAAUUAGGUGGCCAGGAAAGAGCAACACCUAAGCUUGUUUUGCAGCUUAUGAAUGUCAAGGGCCUUAGUAUUGCUCAUGUCAAGAGCCACUUACAGAUGUAUAGGAGUAGAAUAUUGAUGACCACGGUCAAGUAAUCAAUGAAAGAGGGUAUCCCUUUCGUAGCAUGGAUCAUUUUCUUCGAAACGGUUGGCAAUUUGCUACACUUGAUCGCGGGAUUCGGUCCAGCUUCAGCAACAGCUACAGCUACAGUGAUGACAAUUGGACCAGCAAUAUGACUUGGAGAGCUAUGCCUGGUACAGUUGAUGAUACAAAUAUCAAAAGAGGAACUGUCUUCCACAAUACAUCGUUGGGAAGGAUCUAUGGGGGUAUUGGUGCAAACGCGAUCAAUGGUUCUCUAUUUGGUACACAAGAAAGGAGGAAAUCUUACAAUUAUAUGGAAGAUUUUACAUGGUUACCCGACACCAAAAUCAAUCACAAAGGUAUCUGGCCAUCCCGUGGAGAAACCAAUUCCGAGUUGACACAAGUUUAUAAAGAAAAAAGAGUUGAGAGCAUCGUCAAUGCUGCAAGCCCAGAAACAAAGUGCAGUGGUACAAAGACUGAAAAGGCAAACACAGCAAAGAGAAAAGCUCCGGAUAAUGGCGUUGACCUCAAUCUGUCUUUGAGCAUGAACCUGAGACAAGGGGAAAGCAAAAGAACACAUAAUUGGGAUGAGGAAGAAAAGGACAGCACUUUGUCUCUUUCUUUGUUUUCUGCUUCGAACGCAGAAAAAUGUUCCAUCGAUUUGAACAUGAGCUCCACAUUUAACAGUGAGAUCUUGUUGGUACUUGCACAAGAGGAUUCCCCGAUGAUAGCAUGUUUUGUAAGGACAAGGAUUAUAAGGUAAAUCAAAUUUAUGCUUUUGUCUGGUAUUUUGUUUUGAUCUUCCUUGUCUUUGAUCACUUUGAAACUGUCCAUUCUCAUCCUUGUCAAUUCCCCUUCUCUCUUUCCACUAGAAAAGUCCUUUUCUUUAGUCUUGAACGAAGUAAAAAUCCGUUUUAGUGUUCUAAAACAAAUGAGGUCAUGUGGGCUCGGUCAAUAGUCUUCCAAUAUUCGGAGCUUGGGGGAUGCAAAGAUUCUUCCUCUUUUACUCAAUUUAUGUUCUAGGCUAAAUAUAAGAACAUGUUUCAAUCAACAGCAUGAUUUAUGCGGACAUUUCAUUCUGGAAUUUUGAUUUGACUAUCUUGAAAAACUCAAUAUAAGGGCUGCAGUGCAAUCUUUUUUAUUCAGACUUCAAAGGAAUUCAUAUACCUUAAGGGUUUGUGGUCAUGAUUUUCUUGUUUAACAUGUUGAUUUUAGUUUCUCUAGUAACUUUUGCAGAGGAAACGACAUUUCAGUUCUGUAGAAUCUAAAACCUUAGCACAUUAAUCUAAAUGUCAAACUUGUCAUUGUCCUCUUGCUUAGUUGGUCAUUUCCAGGCAUCAGAGCGUGUAUUACGGAGUACAUUGUUGCAAUUUAAUUAGCCUGUUAUAUUUGUCCCGCCUGUAUAAUGUUAUCUUACCCAAUGGACUCGUUGAUGAACUUCCCGACAUUUUCUUUUGCCUUGGAAAGUUUUCUUUUCGGAUCUCUUAA
Molecule: messenger RNA, 2059 nt
Organism: Coffea arabica (coffee)
Lineage: Eukaryota; Viridiplantae; Streptophyta; Magnoliopsida; Gentianales; Rubiaceae
Source: RefSeq, a predicted model, not a curated record